Cavia porcellus (domestic guinea pig) is the source of this 7197-nucleotide messenger RNA. RefSeq names its product TSC22 domain family member 1 (gene Tsc22d1). Bases 492 to 3458 code for a protein of 988 amino acids. Gene Ontology annotation, biological process: regulation of transcription by RNA polymerase II; negative regulation of apoptotic process; positive regulation of cell population proliferation. Gene Ontology annotation, cellular component: nucleus; cytosol. The transcript has 2 exons. The record is from RefSeq and is a predicted model, not a curated record. Lineage: Eukaryota; Metazoa; Chordata; Mammalia; Rodentia; Caviidae.
GUGGCGAGAGCAAGGCUACGCUCGCUCCACGCCGUCUUGGUGCAGAGCGACUGGGAGGGCUUUGCAGCGGCCGUCGCCGCGGCGGGAGGAGGGGGCUGAGCUGGCUCCGGAGUUGGCCAAAGAAGGUGGGCAUUUCUGGCUUUUCCUCCCCUGCCCUGCCCUGCCCUGCCCUCCCCGCCCCUUCCUCUCCCUAGUGCCCCACACCCCACGUGAAGCGGAAUAUAAAGGGGGGUGUGAGACUAGCGGGGAAAGUGAAUGGCGGAGGACUGAAGGGGUCUCCCCUUCUGGUCCCCGGCCGCCCUGUUCACCCUCGUUCAUCCUCCCUUCCCCGAAGCUCGCCCUCGAAGGCCCCAGAGGUCGGCUUCUUAGGCUGAGGAGGAGGACUCGCGGCGGAGCGUCAGGUCCAGUUUUCUCCCCGGCGUCUCCAAUACAAAGAUUACGGUGCAGACGGAAAUUGCAUUCGCCUCCUCCGCCCCCCGGUACCCAACACAAUGCACCAGCCGCCUGAGUCCACUGCUGCCGCGGCGGCAGCGGCUGCAGACUUCAGUGCUAGGAAGAUGGCGCACCCGACUAUGUUCCCUCGAAGGGGCAGCGGUAGUGGCAGCGCCUCUGCUCUCAGUGCAGCAGGUACCAGCAUUGGUAGUACUGUCUCAUCUUCUGAGGAUUUUCCGCCUCCAUCGCAACUACAGCCAGCGACUCCUGCAGCGUCUUCCACGUCGGGACCACAACCUCCGCCUCCACAAAGCCUGAACCUCCUCUCACAGGCUCAGCUGCAGGCACAGCCCCUUGCGCCAGGUGGAACUCAGAUGAAAAAGAAAAGUGGCUUUCAGAUAACCAGCGUUACUCCGGCUCAGAUCUCUGCCAGUAUCAGUUCGAACAACAGUAUAGCAGAGGACACCGAGAGCUAUGACGAUCUGGAUGAAUCUCACACAGAAGAUCUCUCGUCUUCGGAGAUACUUGAUGUGUCGCUUUCCAGGGCUACCGACUUAGGGGAGCCGGAGCGCAGCUCCUCAGAAGAGACUCUGAAUAACUUCCAGGAAGCAGAGACACCUGGGGCAGUCUCUCCUAACCAGCCUCACCUUCCUCAACCUCAUUUGCCUCACCUUCCACAACAAAAUGUUGUGAUCAAUGGGAAUGCUCAUCCACACCACCUGCAUCAUCACCAUCACAUCCAUCACGGGCAUCACCUUCACCAUGGCCACCACCAUCCAUCCCAUGUUGCUGUGGCCAGUGCAUCUCUUCCUGGAGGGCCACCCGCGAGCCCAGUUUCCAGAAAACUCUCUACAUCUGGAAGCUCUGAGGGUGUUAUGCCAGUGACACCAACUUCUGCUGUAUCAUCGAGUGGCUCACCUGCAUCUGUAAUGACUAAUAUCCGGGUUCCAAGUACUACAGGCAGUGUAGGUAUAAAUUCUGGUACUGGCGCUAGUGCCGUGAAUAAUGUUACUGUUGCUUCUGUGGGUAGUUUCAGUCCUAAUGUGACAAGCAGCAUGCUUGGUAAUGCUAAUAUAAGUACAAGCAAUGUUCCUAGUGCUGCUACUGUAAGUGUUGGGCCUGGAGCUACCAGUGGUGUUACUGUGAACAUCUUGAGUGGUAUGGGCAAUGGUACUGUUUCUUCCUCUGCUGCUAACAGUGUCCCUAAUGCAGCUGCAGGGAUGAAUGUGGGAUUGGUUUCAAGUCAACAGCAACAACCAACAGUUAACACAUCAAGGUUCAGAGUUGUGAAGUUAGAUUCUACUUCUGAACCAUUCAAAAAAGGUAGAUGGACUUGCACUGAGUUCUAUGAAAAAGAAAAUGUUGUACCUGCUACAGAAAGUGUGGUGGCAAAUAAAGUGGUGGAGACUGUAAAACCAAACCUGACAGAAUUGACUUCUGAGAGGGAGAGCACUAGUGGGAGUUCAGUGAGCAGUAGUGUCAGCACACUGAGUCACUACACAGAGAGUGUGGGAAGUGGAGAGAUGGGAGUCCCUACCGUGGUGCAGCAGCAGCCACCAGCUCUUCAAGGUGUGGCUCUCCAACAGAUGGAUUUCAGUAGCACUGGUCCGCAGAGUAUUUCAGCAGCUAGUACACCGCAGAGUAUUUCUCAGUCACAGAUGUCACAAGUACAUUUACAGUCUCAAGAACUAGGCUAUCAGCAAAAACAAGGUCUUCAACCAGUACCUCUGCAAGCCACUGUCAGUGCUGCAACUGGUAUCCAGCCAUCAACGGUAAAUGUGGUUGGUGUAACUUCAGCUUUAGGUCAGCAGCCCUCCGUUUCCAGUUUGGCUCAACCCCAACUGCCAUAUCCACAGACAGCUCCGGUAGUGCAAACUCCCCUUCCAGGAGCAGCAUCCCAGCAGUUACAAUAUGGACAGCAACAACCAGUGGUUUCUACACAGAUGGCCCCAGGUCAUGGUCAGUCAAUGACUCAAAAUCCUACUUCAGAAUACGCACAGCAGCAGUCCCUUCUGCAAACAGCAAUGUCCUCUGGACAGUCCAGUUCUGCGGGAAUGGGAACAGGAACAACAGUGAUUCCUGUGGCUCAGCCACAGGGGAUCCAGCUGCCAAUGCAGUCCACAGCAGUUCAAGCACAACCUGCAGGGCCAUCUGGCCAGCCUGUUGGCCAGGCUCAAACAGCAAUGUCUGCUGUACCUAUUGGCGGUCAAAUUGCCACUAUUGGUCAACAAGCAAACAUACCUACUGCAGUGCAGCAGCCCUCUACCCAGGUUACACCUUCAGUUAUUCAGCAAGGUGCUCCUCCAUCUUCACAAGUAGUUCCACCUGCUCAAACUGGGAUUAUUCAUCAGGGAGUUCAAACUAGCACUUCAAGCCUUCCUCCACAAUUGGUUAUUGCACCCCAGAGUACCUUGUUAACUGUGCCUCCCCAGCCACAAGGAGUAGAACCGGUAGUUCAAGGAGUUGUUUCACAGCAGUUGCCCGCAGUUAGUCCUUUAUCCUCUGCUAGUAGUGUUCCUGUUACAAGCCAGGUUAGUUCAACUGGUCCUUCUGGAAUGCCUUCUGCCCCAACAAACUUGGUUCCACCACCGAAUAUAGCACAACCCCCUGCCACUCAAAAUGGUAAUUUGGUUCAAAGUGUUAGUCAACCUCCCUUGAUAGCAACUAAUAUAAAUUUGCCAUUGGCACAGCAGUUACCGCUAAGUUCUGCUCAGUUCUCUGCACAAUCGUUAGCUCAGGCAAUUGGAAGCCAAAUUGAAGAUACCAGGCGCCCAGUGGAGCCCUCCUUAGUUGGCUUACCUCAGACUACCAGUGGUGACGGUGGGGGAAUGUCAGCAGUUUCAGAUGGGAGUAGCAGCAGCCUAGCAGCCUCUGCUUCUCUUUUCCCGUUGAAGGUGCUACCGCUGACAACACCCUUGGUGGAUGGCGAGGAUGAGAGCUCUCUAUUUCAGUGCUUCUCUCCUACCAGAGGUGCAAGGAGUGAUCCUAGAACCACAGAUACAGCCAAGACCACGGAGAGCUUUUGACGUCAGGGGUCCACUUUCUCCACUGAACCCUUGGAGACAGAAUAUCCAGCUUCUGGAGAGAGAGGGAAAGGAUAAUAAACAAGUGGGUGCUUUCCAUUAUUACUUGGUUUUAUUUUUAGAUUGGAGUGUCCUUCCAUUGCCCAUUUUAUUCUAUUGGUAAACUCCAUGGGUUCGUAUAAGAACCAGGUGGGGCCACAAUCUGUUUUUCUGUGAGUGCUAACAAGUGCCCAUUCGAGAAACCUAAAUUUUAUUUAAUUUCCUCUCCAGAUAAGUAAAGAAUGACUUGGGGCACGUGAUUUGGUGGAUGCUUAUGUAGUCCACAGAAAUUUUAAAAGGAAGUAUUUAUGUAUUUUGGCCUUUAUGGUAAUAGUGGACUUCUAAGUGCUCUUAUAUUCUAGUAAUUUGAAAGUUUCUGUAUUUCAUCUUUUGCCAAGAUGGACAUCUGGAAUCUCUUUAAUUUAUACAGUAGAUGUCCAGGUUUUAUCCUACCCUGUUAGUGAGAACUUUUUGGUCUUUUGCCUACCUCAAAUACUAGGCUUUCAUAUUAGAUCUUCUAGAAUAUGCAAUAAUAGUAGUAUUGUUACGGUUUUAUGUCAAAUAUAGGCUUCAUUCUUUAAUAAAAUAAGUAUGAAUGAGUAUAAGUUUCAAGAUAUAAUACCCUUGGAAGCUAUGUUAAUAUACCCAAAAGUUUUCUAGUCCCUAGAGUAGUAGUAUUUUGACAAAAUAGCCUUUUGCUAGAUUUUUCCCAUGGCAUUAAGAUAGUUUUCUCUUAGUGUCUUUGAUGCCAAGGGUAGGAUUUGAUUCCAGGAAGUUCUUAUCAUCUACAAUGGGUAGGAUGUGAACUUUGGUGCCUUUGGCAAGUUUUCAUUUUUCCUUGGUGGAUUCCUUCUGUGACUCCAGGUGUCUUGAUAUUGGGAGACCGGUUUAAUUGUUCUCUAAUUGCCCAGAUUUCUUUCAACUGGUAAAACAUCAUACUUCUUCAGCAAAAGGAAUUCUUCUAGCAGAGCCUUCAUGGAUGAUAUCUGUCACACAUGCCAGCAUCUGCAGUUUGGAAGGCAGUGGUGAAUGGAUCCAUGCAAUAUGUAUAGAAGACACAAGGAUGAGCCAGCCACCCGAUCUUGUUAUUUAUAAACUUUUAAGAUUUACUCUUGGUCUGAAAAUGGAAAGGCUCAAAUAAUGAAAUAAUCUUUUCAGAUUGGAAUUUUACAUGGCCAUGAAAACAUUCCUUUCUAUUCAGAAGACUGAAAUAGAGGAAGCUUGAGAGACUCCUUUCUUUUAAAGCAGCUCUCUGUAUCUGUUUCACUUAAAAGAUUUGUGGGACUGAAAAUUACCUUAAUAAAGUAGUAGGCAAACUCUUUUUUGAAAAGUACUAUAGGAAAUCUAAAAAAUAAAAUGCUGAAAGGACCUAUUAUUUAAAGGGUGAUUUUUUUUUUUUUUUUUUUUUUUUUUACUUAUUUAAAACUUUUAAGAUAUAUUCCUUUAGCUCAUCUUUUGCUGCUCUUGAACCUUACUAUAUUUGUCAAAGUUAAUGAAGAUUGUAGGGUACAAGAGACAUCUUUUGAGUUUAAGUAAUUUUAUCUGUCUUCUAUAUGAAAAAAUAAAUGUUAAACUUGCAGUAUUGGUCUGCAUGGAAAGCGUACUAAAAUUUAAGUGAUACUGACACAAAGCAGUUGUUUUACAGAGCGAAGGCAAUCCAUAGCAUUAGAACAGGUGUGUAGAUUUGAGUAAGUGUUGCAUACUAGGUUUACCCAAACUGUAAGUUAAUGAUAAAUAGUAGUUAUCAGAAUGUUUGUAUUUUUCUUUGGUAUCUAUUAAUUGGUCAGUCCAAAGCUAUUAAAGAAAUUUAAAAAACUAAUUAGGUGCUGUCAGUUUGUGAUACUUUGUACAAAUUUGAAGAGAAAUUCUAGAGUUACUAAUAUGGAAACAGCUAACAUGUUUUAGAAAUUCCAAGAUUUCAGAAGCCACAUUUGGUAAAAUAUAACCUGCCCUUUAUUUUUCUUUGGUUUACUAUGAGAACUUUUUUUUUCUCAUUGAUUAUAAAUAAAUUUUCAUAAAUAUUGUACUUAAACUAAGUUUAAAAGAUCCGUUGGAAUUAAACGUUUCUCAGAGAGCUCUUAAUUCCUAUUAAUGAUUAAAACUUUUUUGAGUUGUUUUUGUUAAUAAGACAAUUGGUUUACAAACACAUAUAUACUAAGCAAAAAAAAUUAAGAUUUCAGAAAGACUGAGAGAAUUGAAAGUGAAAUUUGCUUAGAAAUGAAGUUGAAUUUUUGAACUAUGGUUCAGUACAAACCGUUUUAUGGCCUGUAACAUUAUUAGCUUUUUGAUUAAGCUUUGAGGAUGAAGUGAUUUAGUAUCUUAAUCCUAUACUUUAAUUAAAUUUAGCUGUUCAUUAAAAUGUGCAAAAGAAAUAUAAGUGCAUUUCUCUUUACCUCAUGCCACUGCAAACUAUUUGAAAGUGAAACUUUUUGUAUAUUAAUGUGAAUUGAUUUGUUUAAACUUUUAUUUUGAUGCAUUUUCCUUUCAGAUUUUUAAAAAUAAUUUUGUCACAAUAUAUAGCCCAAUAUUUUUCAGUGUUUAUUUUAUGAAUAUUAAUAUAAGCUAAUUUUUCUAGAAUGACUAAAUGUGUAAUGUUUGUAUUAUGUGAUCAUUUGAAAACUAAUAAAUAUUUUCUCCAUAAAAAAUGCACUUACUGAUAAAUGACUUAUUUCUGUUUCAGGAUAGCAAGUGAAAACUACAACAAUAUUGAAGUGUAUUUUAACUUUGUGUCUUUCUCAGAGUUUCUGAAUACCAUUCUGUGUUUUUUUUAGCAAAAAGUUUUAAUAAUUAAUUGAAUUGAUACUGUAAAUAUCAGGAGUAAUUGGUCAAAUAUUUUAAGGCUAGGUUGAUUAAAAUGUAAUCUCUUACAAAAUAGCAUGCUAUCUCUAUGCCCCCCCCAAAAAAAUCAUUUGAAAAUAAUGCUGAUUGGAGAACUACCCAAUUCUUGUUGUUGCCAAGAGAAAAAUGUUUUAUAUUUGAAUGUUCUGCUUGAACAAAUAACUGCAAAAGGAGUCUUAACUUUAGAGUCUCUUGCUUUAACCUUAUCAAUACAGUACAAAAAAGGGUAAAAUUUAAUUUUAAUGAUUUUUGUCUAUAUGAUUGCAUAAACUUAAAGCCACUGGGACAAUUUAGUUUUUUUUUGAUAGAAGCAAGAGAAUUUCUUUUUUAAUUUGAAGAAAAGUUAUAUAAGAAGUGGACUCUAAAAAUUUAAAGUAAAUAUUAAGAUAGAGUCCUACAUAAGGAAUAAGAAUUGAAUUAAUUAGUGACAAUGUACAGAUUAAAAUGAAAAUAGUUGGGUUCUUAGUCUAAGAAAAGAUAAUUUAUAAAAGGAAAUCAUGAUUUGGGGUAACUAAUGGAGAAGAGGGAAAGUCAAAUUUUUUUUCUUACUCUGGUAAGUUUAUAAAAGAUGUUAAAGAUUCUGUGGACAGAAUUUUAUUUUUAGAGUUAAAGCUGUUAAAUGGUUUACAGAUAAUAUAUUUCAGUAGAAAGCUGUAUUUUGUGUGAAUACAACAAAAUUUACAAACCUUUCUUAUGUGUAUACAAAAGGGUGAGGGGUGGUGGAAAAUAUCCUACAUGAAAACCUUGAAGAGCAUUACAAUGGUAAUGGUGAAUUGAGAGUUUUAAGUGAGUAAUUUUUAUUAAACAUGAACUCUUUCCUACACCACCAAUAGCCUUCAAAAUAAAAAUAUUAUAGAAUGUUGAA